AUGUGUUCGGCGGAAACAAAAGCAAGAAGCGUUUGCAAACUUGUCACUGCGGUGUGCCAUCGCAUUGCGGAGAAUCGCACUUUUCUUUUCUUUCUCUUUUUUCAACUCAGGAACUUUGGGUUCCUGGACCUUCUCGUGGUACUCCACCAUUUCUUUUUGGUAAUCUUGAAGAGAGGGGGUUUCGACGGCUUUAUGCGGACAAUACAGGCUCUUGUAAUAAUCACGCUUCUCUCACUCUUACCCACGAGUCCUUCAUUAUUCUUACCUUGA
This is a messenger RNA of Bipolaris zeicola 26-R-13, 270 nucleotides long. RefSeq lists its product as uncharacterized. The record is from RefSeq and is a predicted model, not a curated record. The transcript has a single exon. Bases 1 to 270 code for a protein of 89 amino acids. Lineage: Eukaryota; Fungi; Ascomycota; Dothideomycetes; Pleosporales; Pleosporaceae.